Paramecium octaurelia is the source of this 2331-nucleotide messenger RNA. NCBI's taxonomy places the organism in Eukaryota, Ciliophora, Oligohymenophorea, Peniculida, Parameciidae. The record is from the annotation of a GenBank genome assembly.
AUGAGUGUUCAUAGGAAAAUUUUGGAGAAGAAUGGUAGAUUGGAUUCUCUGCAAUAACAAUAGCAAUAAUAUCUAGAACCAUAGUUUAAGGAGAUCUAAUAAUAGAUAGAAAAAUAGGAUAUUGAAGUUCUUAAAAAUUUAGAGUCAUAUCAAAAAUAUAAUGCAAUUAAUAACAUAAGGGUUACAUCCAGAGUGUUCCCAAGAACUAAAUAGCUGUAUAUGGAAGCCAAAAUUCCAUUUGCAGUGAUUAUUUAGCCUUAUGGCUUAUCCACAUAAUAAGGAUUCCCUACUGUAAAUUAUGGGAGCAAUCCAAUUUUGAGAUGUCAGAAUUGUAAAUCUUACAUCAAUCCUUUUAUGGAACAUCUGAAGGAUGAAGAUUAUUUGAGAUGUAACAUUUGCACAAGUAUAAUUAAAAUACCAAAAAACUUCAUUAAACCUGAAGACUAAGAGAUGAGACCUGAUUUGACUACUGGAUCCUAUGACAUCAGAGCAGGAUAGGAGUAUUAGAUGAGACCACCAAUGGCACCAGCAUACUUUUUUAUGAUUGACGUGUCACAGAAGAGUCAAGAAUUACUGGGAAUUAUGGGAUAGAUCAUCAAGGAUAUGAUGGUGGAAGAUAAACUCAAUCAAAGAACAUUGUUUGGGUUCAUUACGUUUGACACUAGUAUACAUUUGUACAAUUUCAAUUCUAAACUUAAAUAAGUAUAAAUGUAUGUGUUAACAGAUGACAACGAAAUGCCCACUCCAGACAAUUAUUUGUUUAAUUUGUAAGAUUCUAAAGAUAUCAUUGUGGCCUUUCUGAACCAAUUGGAUAGUUUAUUUCCUAAACCAUAAUUAAUGAGUACUUAAUUCAUUUCAGCAUUUAAUUUGGCCUCUAAGAUUAUGUAAGACAAUGGAGGCAAAUUAAUCAUCUUGACUUCCUCUCCAAUCAAAGAGUUGAAUCUAACUGAUAAUUCUAAAUCACCUCAGAAUCACUUUUAACCAACAAACAAUGUAUUAAAGUAAAUUACUGAAAAAAUGCAUUUGAACUUCAUAAGUCCUUCAAUCUUUGUUCUACCUUGUGGAUUCAAUAAUGUUGGCACUCUAAAUUAAAUAGUCAAAUUCUUGAAUGGUGACAUCUUUUUUUAUGAUGAUCCAACUAUUUAGAGUAAAUAUUUUUUUAAAGUAAGCUCAACGGCUUUAUUAUGAUUUACGUGGGAUCUUGGAGAGAGAUUAUACUUGGGAAUCAGUCUUCAGAGUACGAAUAUCAAGCGGAUGGAAAGUUAAAAGUGUCUAUGGAAAUUAUUCAAUUAAGAAUGCAGAUCUACUAAAUCUAAAUUGCUCAGAAGGGUAAGAGUUUAUAUUUAUAGAAUAGCCAAAAGGUAUUAAUGUAUGAAUUAGAAAUGAAUCAACCUAAUGCUCCUGAAGAUAAUUUAUAUCUAUAAACUGCUUUACUGUAUACUUCAACCUAAGGUGAGAGAAGAAUACGUAUUCAUAAUUUUUGUAUUCCUAUCACUAAUUCAAUAAAGACAAUCUAUUCUCUAAUUGAUUAAUCAUGUUUAGCCAUCUCAUUGUAUAAGAUUGCUCUAUCUCAACUAAAUGCUGCCAAAGAUAUCAAAGACUGUAUUCAAACCAAAGAUUUCUUAAUUACUGCUACCAGAUGCAUAACUAAUAAUUGUAAGAUUUUCAAGGAACCCCUUGAUUCUUUACAUUCAUAUAUGUUAGGUAUUAUGAAAUCUUCAAUCCUUAAUUAUUCCUAUGAUUAACAUUCAGCCCUAACCGAUAAUAUGAAUUACUUCAGAUCAAUUUUCUAAUAUUUAAAUGUGGAUGAAUUGAUUACAUAUAUAGUACCACAAUUAUACAACAUUUCUAAUUUACAAGAACAAGAAUGCUUUUAUGAUGAAAAUGGGUAUUUCAUAUAUCCAUAACCGAUUUCCUUGGUUUUGGAGGAGGUUUCGAAAGGAGGAUUACUGCUGAUGGAUUGUGGUUAUUGUUUGAUAUUGUUUAUAUGCAAGUAUUGAAUCUUUAAUAUGUAGAUUACAUGAUGAAAAUCAAAUAGCUGACAUUUUUGGGAAAUAGUAUCAUAGUGUUAAUCUAGUAGAAGAUAAUCUUUAUUUCAAUUCUAAAAACCCUAUAAAUGAUUAACUACAUUAUCUAAUUACAGAAUUGAGAAGGUAAGCAUUAAAUGUUAUUAUGUCUAGCAACAAGUAUACUAAAUAUGCACCAUUGUAUAUAGUGAAGUAAGGAUGCAAGAGUUAUUGGGAGGAGGUUUUCUUUCAAAACUUAAUUUAUGAUGAUUUUAAUAAGAAUUAUAGAAUGGAAUAUAAUCAAUUUGUAAAAUAUAUUGGUUGA